Gavialis gangeticus (Gharial) is the source of this 1365-nucleotide messenger RNA. RefSeq names its product uroporphyrinogen decarboxylase (gene UROD). Gene Ontology annotation, molecular function: uroporphyrinogen decarboxylase activity. Lineage: Eukaryota; Metazoa; Chordata; Crocodylia; Gavialidae. Gene Ontology annotation, biological process: heme biosynthetic process. The coding region runs from base 117 to 1226 and encodes 369 amino acids. Gene Ontology annotation, cellular component: cytosol. The record is from RefSeq and is a predicted model, not a curated record. The transcript has 10 exons.
CAGCUAAAGCGAACCCGGAAGUGGCGGGUAGGCCUCCCCUGGGGGGCGUGGCCUGCCGCCAAGAUGGCGGCGCCCAUAGUGCGCAUGGGGGCGUGGCCAGCGCAGAGCGCAGGAGCAUGGAGGGGAACGGGCCGCGGCGCCCUGAGGUAUUCCCCGAGCUGAAGAACGACACGUUCCUGAGGGCGGCAAGAGGAGACAAGACAGAGUACACGCCCGUCUGGUGCAUGCGGCAGGCUGGGCGCUACCUCCCAGAGUUUCGUGAGACCCGUGCCACCCAGGACUUCUUUGCCACCUGCCGAAGCCCCAAGACGUGCUGUGAGCUGACCCUGCAGCCUCUGAGGCGAUUUCCCCUGGAUGCGGCCAUCAUCUUCUCAGACAUCCUGGUGGUGCCCCAGGCACUGGGCAUGGAAGUGGUGAUGGUCCCCGGCAAAGGGCCCACCUUCCCAGAGCCCCUGAAGGAGGUGGAGGACCUGCUGAAGCUACGGCCGAACGUGGACGUGGCAGCGGAGCUGGGCUAUGUCUUCGAGGCCAUCACGCUCACGCGGCACCGCCUGGAAGGCAAGGUGCCGCUCAUCGGCUUCUCCGGCGCUCCAUGGACGCUCAUGUCAUACAUGAUCGAGGGCGGCGGCUCGAACACCAUGGCCAAGGCCAAGGCCUGGUUGUAUCGGCACCCCGAGGCCAGCCACCGCCUCCUGCGCAUCCUGGCGGACCUCAUCGUGCAAUACCUGGUGGGGCAAGUGGCGGCCGGCGCGCAGGCGCUGCAGCUGUUUGAGUCCCAUGCUGGACACCUGGGCCCGGAGCAGUUCGGGGAGUUUGCCCUGCCCUACCUGCGGGACAUCGUGCAGCGGGUGAAGAGCAGGCUGGAGGAGGCUGUGCUGCCCGCUGUGCCCAUGAUUGUCUUUGCCAAGGACGCGCACUACGCGCUGGAGGAGCUGGCGCGGUCCGGCUGUGACGUGGUCGGCCUUGACUGGACCAUCCAGCCCCGGGAAGCGCGGGAGCGGACAGGCCCAUGCGUGACCCUCCAAGGCAACCUGGACCCUUGUGCCCUCUACGCACCCAAGGAGCGGAUCGGGGAGCUGGUGAAGAUGAUGCUCGAAGGGUUCGGGACCCAGCGCUACAUCGCCAACCUGGGUCAUGGAUUGUACCCCGACGUGAGCCCCGAGCACGUGGGUGCCUUCGUGGAAGCUGUGCACACACACUCCCGCCACCUCAGCCGGCACAAGUGACCCUGCCUGCCCACGGGCCCUGGGGCUGCCAUGCCUGGGGGAAGACCAGCGGGACCAAAACCCAUCCCGGCUCUCCCAGUUGGACCGCAGCAGCAGGGGCCGAGUCGUAUCAGCUCAGCAUUAAAUCUGGUCGUGAUGA